Molecule: messenger RNA, 2150 nt
Organism: Owenia fusiformis
Lineage: Eukaryota; Metazoa; Annelida; Polychaeta; Sabellida; Oweniidae
Source: the annotation of a GenBank genome assembly
UCAUAAGUCAAAAAAAUGCUGCAACAAAAAAACGAUUUAUGCCGUUAAGGAUAUAAUUAAAAACGUCAUAUUAUCACUUUGCUUUAAAAGCAAGCAAGUAAGGAUACUACAUGCAUAGAUGGUGAUAACAGCAAGGUGUUACAGCAUCCAGUUAUAUAUCAAGAAUUAGCUUCCUUAAGAAACACGACACUACAAGAUAAUAAAUAAAAUGGCAGGGAAGAAAGCAAUGUCGAUUCUGCCUAAUCUUCCACCCCUACCGACAAUGAAGGAGGUUAUGUCAGUGCAGAAAAUAUCCGCUUUGAAAAGGCUAUCUCAAAACUUUUUGAUGGAUUUGAAUCUGACAAAUAAAAUAGUGCGACAUGCUAAAUUUGUGAAAGGUGCACAUGUAUGCGAGGUAGGACCUGGGCCUGGUGGAAUUACACGUUCUAUAUUGAAUAAACAGCCAGCAUCAUUUUAUGUAAUAGAAAAAGAUAAACGCUUCCUGCCAGGUUUAGAGUUAUUAUCUGAAGCUUCAAAUGGAAAAAUGAAAAUCUUCUUAGGCGAUAUUUUACGCUUUGAUAUGUCAAAGUUGUUCCCAGAUGAUCUUAAGCAUGACUGGCUUGAUAUACCUCCCAUGAUUCAUAUAAUUGGCAAUCUGCCAUUUAGUGUUGCGACCCCUUUGAUCAUCCAAUGGCUUCAGGAGAUACAGGAACAUAAGGGGGCAUGGAGUUAUGGACGCUCUCGAUUAACACUAACUUUUCAACUUGAGGUUGCACAGAGAAUGGUAGCUGAACCCGAAUCUCUAAUGCGCAGUAGGUUAUCAAUCAUGUGCCAGUAUCUCUGUCACGUAAAUCAUGUUUUCACAAUUCCUGGGAAGGCAUUUACACCAGCGCCUGAUGUGGAUGUUGGUGUAGUGACGUUUGUUCCAAGAAAGGAGCCUCUGAUUGGUCAACCUUUUAAAUUAGUUGAGAAGGUUGUUCGCUGUAUGUUCCAACAUCGUCAAAAACUUAUAAAAUGGGGGUUUGAAAUGCUUGUACCAUUUGAUCGCCCAGAUUUAGUAGACCGUUUUUUCAAGCUAAGUGGAAUCGGUGAAGAUAGUCGACCUAUGGAGCUCACAAUAGAUGAGUUUAAAUCAAUAUGCUGCAUCUACGAGGAAUUGUGCAAUGAAAUACCUGGACUGUUCGAAUAUGAUGCACGAUCACGGGAAGUUUCAGAGGCCAAGAAACAAUGGCGAACUGCUAAAAGAGAUGGAGAGGAUGUAUUCUUAGGCACUUAAUCUAUGGAGUCAGAUUAUCUUUGAUUAUUAAAGGAAUAAAUCCAGGACUUAUUGAUUUGUGGGUGAUUUAAAAUAUUAGGUUCGUGAAUGAAAAUUAAACUGAGGCUGGGAGGUCUAGUUGUCUAGUUUCAAAACUUGCAUACGAGUGAGGGCAUUAAUCAAAUCAGCCCUAAUUCACAUCAAUAUUAUAGAUCAAUUUUGUAUAAAAAUAUUUGAAAUUCAUUUUAUCUGACUUUGAUUCCAAACACCAAAUGCAUCAUGGAUGUACUAACUAUAGCUAAAUAUGAGAAAAAAACAAAAUUUUACAUUAAGUUUUUUGUUCAAUCAUUUUUUGAAUGGAAACUGGAAAUGGUGUCACAUAUGUGCAGUUGUAUAAUAGUAAAACCUCUAUAUACGCUCAUUCUCCGUUAAGCGUGACUUUUGAGGUGUCAAAAUAUUAAUUUUUCGACCUCAACCAAAAUACAAGCUCUACUUAGUUUAUGAAUGGCUAUGGUCUGUGGGUGACAAAUGCCAAGUUUCACCAGCCUUGUACCAAAAUUGGAGAAGUUAUAAGUUUCACAAAAAUUUCUGAUUACAUGGACCCUAUACCAUAAAAAAAGGCUUGUUUGUUGAAACAGGUAUCAAUAUGUGAUUAGUUUGCGAUCCAUAACUUGUUGAUUAGAAGCAAAUAUAUACGAGAUCAGGUUGAAGUGACAUAGUCUGACUCGUAAAUUAGAUACAACUGAGUGACAGAAUUCAAAGUUAAAUUUUUGAAAGACUAAAAGAUUUGUUCGUAAUUAACAGCAAAUCUAUGUUCACUUAUCACUUCGGUGACAGGCCAUUUUCUUGUUGGAUACCCCCACAUACUUCAGGCACCUCUAAGUCAGUAACACAAUAUUGCACACAUGUAAUAUGU